Mus musculus (house mouse) is the source of this 2752-nucleotide messenger RNA. RefSeq names its product nucleoporin 35 (gene Nup35). Gene Ontology annotation, molecular function: structural constituent of nuclear pore; nucleic acid binding. The transcript is spliced from 9 exons. Gene Ontology annotation, cellular component: nuclear pore; nuclear envelope; nuclear membrane. The coding region runs from base 153 to 1079 and encodes 308 amino acids. The record is from RefSeq and is marked validated. Gene Ontology annotation, biological process: nucleocytoplasmic transport. NCBI's taxonomy places the organism in Eukaryota, Metazoa, Chordata, Mammalia, Rodentia, Muridae.
CUUUGGAACUUGACUCUAUUGGACGACUGCUGAUUCUAAAGAAUUAUCCCCAUUAUUUGUUGGGGAAACGUUCCGAAUAUGCCGUAUUUGGAGAAAAAACAAACCAAUUAACAUGUUGAUUCUCCACUCCCGCUGAGUUUUGAUCUGAACCAAUGAUGUUGGGUUCACCUACAUCUCCAAAGACAGGCGCUAAUGCCCAGUUCUUGCCUGGAUUUUUAAUGGGGGAUCUACCAGCUCCAGUGACUCCGCAACCUCGAUCAAUUAGUGGCCCUUCAGUAGGAGUAAUGGAAAUGAGAUCACCUUUACUAGCAGGGGGCUCCCCACCACAGCCAGUUGUCCCUGCUCAUAAAGAUAAGAGUGGAGCUCCACCUGUGAGAAGUAUCUAUGAUGACAUUUCCAGCCCAGGACUUGGAUCAACGCCUUUGACUUCAAGAAGACAGGCAAACAUUUCAUUGUUGCAGAGUCCUCUUGUUGGAGCUACAACUCCUGUACCUGGGCAAAGCAUGUUUAGUCCAGCAAACAUUGGUCAACCACGAAAGACAACACUAUCUCCUGCCCAACUGGAUCCUUUUUAUACUCAAGGAGAUUCUCUGACUUCAGAAGAUCACCUAGAUGACACUUGGGUGACUGUGUUUGGGUUUCCACAGGCAUCUGCUUCUUAUAUAUUAUUACAGUUUGCACAAUAUGGGAAUAUCUUAAAGCAUGUGAUGUCUAACACAGGCAACUGGAUGCAUAUUCGUUACCAAUCUAAAUUGCAAGCCCGGAAAGCCUUAAGCAAAGACGGGAGAAUAUUUGGAGAAUCCAUCAUGAUUGGUGUCAAGCCAUGUAUAGAUAAAAAUGUCAUGGAAAACAGUGACAGAGGAGUCUUGUCAUCUCCAUCUCUAGCCUUUACAACACCCAUCAGGACUUUAGGCACUCCAACACAGUCCGGAAGCACUCCUAGGGUUUCUACCAUGAGGCCUCUUGCCACAGCAUACAAGGCCUCCACUAGUGACUACCAGGUUAUUUCUGACAGACAGACACCAAAGAAGGAUGAGAGCCUUGUGUCAAGAGCGAUGGAGUACAUGUUCGGUUGGUAGUACAGCAGGAGCUGGACUGAGCCGCUAUGCUACAGUAGCAGAGGGCUGCCAUGCCAUGGGUUAGUUGUAUAACCAUCCUGGCAGUGUGGGAUACCCAUCUCGGAUACAUCUUUUACAAUCCUUUGGUUAAGGAAACAGCCCAUCUGUAGCUUGCACUUUAAAAGAUGGCCGUGAUAGACCUGAAGAGAAGAUGCCCACAUGGCAUUUGUGCUUCUGUGAUGUAGUGCAUGCUUAGUGCCGGGUACCCGGCGACUACUGCGGUCAAUUAAAUGAUUGAGCUUCAAGUGAGUCUCACUGGCUUUCAUGAGAAGGCGGAUGAAUCUCAGAGAGUGAGAGCUGCUUUACCAAGACACAGUGAUUAUAAUUAGCAAUUUGAAUUAUGGUCUUAAUUUAGAUAGUAUUUAAUAUCUUUGUAUAUGUCUUGUGGAUUGUCAUCUCUUAUAUUCUUUUUAAAAACCAUCUACAACUAAUGUUUCCAAAUAAACUUUGUCAAUUUUUAUGUGCUAAACAUUUGUUUGGAAGGUUGAUUUAUUGUUGUAGUUUUAAGAGUUCACUGAAAUAAUAGAAAACAUGUUAGUAACUUAUACCUAGAAUCCAGAUUUCAUUAUCAUUAUUACAUUUUGUCAUAUUUGAUUUCCUUCUUUUGUUUGAGUACUUCUCAGAUAUGAGAUAUUUUUCAUCCAAAUAUUUGGAUAAAUAAAAAACAUUUCUAUAGAGUCUUAAGUUUGUUAAUAUGCAAAAUACAGGUCAUUUAAAUUUGUAAUUUCCCCCAAAUUGACUAUUUGUUGUUGUGCUUUAUUCAAAUAAUGAUCUUAAUGAGGUUGCCACAGUAGUAAUAGUGUCUUAAUAUUUAACUGUUUAAUAGUUAAAUCUGUUAAAAACAAUAGUUCUCUGUGUUCCUCACUAUCCAACACUCCUGGCCUUGGUAAAGCAGCUACGUGAGUUGUGAGUACAUAGUCUAGUGCUUGGAUUUGGUCAGUUGUAUGUAUAUGUGUAUGUAUGUAUGUAUGUAUGUGUGUAUGUAUAUAUGUAUAUGUAUGUGUGUAUGUAUAUGUAUGUAUUUAUGGUUCAGCUUGUACCUCAUUUUUUCACAUCUUAGCCAUUAUAUCUGGAGAGAAUCCCAUUCUGCUUUCAUUUUUUUUAAUAGCAAUAGGUAUACUUUAUAUAAAAAGAAGAGACACCUAAUUCUCGUCACACUUUUAAAGGUACUUAUCUUUAUCACUGGACACAGGUACAGGCCUAAUAGCUUCUUUGGAACCUUCUCUGAAUUCUUUGAUAAAAUGUUUAAAGCCCACGUAUUUCUGAUGCUUACCUGUAUCAGUUGUUUGGAGACAAUAAGACUUUUUCCAGCUGUCACUACUAUUGCAUUUAUAUUCAGAAUUACCCUAUGUAAUAGGCUCUUUGAUUACAGUAGUAUACAUUCAUACAGAAAUACCAGGCCUUUCCCUUUAUCAUACAGAAUAAUGUUUUCAGGCCUUGGUGUCUUAAAGAACUUAAAUAUAAUACUAUACCUAUAUUUACAAAGAUACUCUGUAUAUAUACUAUAUUGAAAACAGGUUUCAUUUUAUUAUUGUUUCUUGUUAUUUUUUUGUUCAGAUUAUCUCCUUUGGCUGCUAAGAUUCUCAGAAAGGGCUCUUAAAAGAAAAGAAGCUUUUAAUUAAAAAAUACAGGGC